AUGUCUCAUGUGUACUCCUGCAGCUCAAACAGAGGUUUCAGGAGAUCAAGGGAAAUUGAAAAGGACAUGACAGAAUAUAGAGAAGACUGGAAAAACAAAUUGGGCACAACAGAACUGCAUGUGGCUGCCGAAAAUAACGACAUUCAAUUGGUAUCCAAGUUAGUAGAGAACGGCGCAGAUAUCCAUGCUCAGAAUAAAGAUUACCAGACCGCCCUUCACUUGGCCGCUAAAUCGGGCGCCGUUGAAGUAGCUUCGUUGCUGAUUAAGAGUGGCGCUAAAGUCAAUGCAGUGGCCAGUGGUUACUCGGCUCUGCACUGGGCUGCAGAGAAAGAUCAUAAAGACGUUGUCACUUUGUUGUUGCAAAAUGAUGCCGACUUGCACUUAAGAACAUAUAUAGGUACCCCAUUGGCUAGAGCUGCGGCAGGCGGCGCCGUUCAAACCGCAGCUCUGCUUCUAGAGACUGGAGUUCCUACACGAUACAGAUGGUGGAGUUUGGCACUGCGAAAUGCUGUUGUAAGUGGAGCUGCCGAAAUAGUUUCUUUGCUCGUUGAGAAAGGCGCAAACGUUCAAACUACUUACCAACAAGGAUGGACUACCUUGCAUUUUGCCGUUAAGAAAGACAAUUUACAAUUAAUUUCCUUGCUGCUGGAGAAAGGAGUAAAUGUAAAUGGAAAAGACAAAUACAAGCGCACGCCACUACACGUAGCUGCAGAGAAUGGCGCAGCCGAAGCAACGGCCCUCCUACUUCGGAACGGCGCCGAUUUACACGCCAAGGACUAUUGGAAUAGGAUGGCAUUGCACCUAGCCGCAGAGAACGGUGUAAUCAACAUUGUCUCCUUGCUGCUGGAAAAUGGAGCCAACGUCAAUGCAAGAGGCGAAAAUAUGAGGACAGCCUUGCACUAUGCAUCGAGUAAAGGCUUCGCAAAAGUAGUCUUUUUGCUGCUCAACAAAGGUGCAAAAGUGUUGGUAAAAGACAACGAACGUCAAACACCGCUGCACUGCGCUGCAAAGGCGGAAGCGGCCGACGUCGCUACCCUGCUGUUGCUGAACGAUGCAGAUGUCAACACAAAGGACCAAUACGGUUACACUGCAUUGCAUCUGGCCGUCGAUAGGAGAGCCGAUGAUGUCGCCACACUUUUAAUUCAAUAUGAUGCUGAUGUCAAUGCCCAAACAAAUGGCGGCACCACACCUUUGCACUUAGCCGCUAGAAGUUGCAGCAUUGACACCACCUCUCGGCUGUUGCGAAACGGUGCCAACAUCAAUGCAGCGGGCGGUUUCUAUGGAGAGACUGCUUUGCACUUGGCUACCAAGAAGUGUGCUUCAAAUGUUAGCCCCCUACAUCACAGUGUAGAUAACAUUAAAGUAAAAAAGAAAACGAUACCACAUAUCGACGCUGAACAAGCAGCAAGCGACACUGUUCGCCUACUUUUACAAAAUGGUGCUGAUGUCAAUACAAAGGACGCUAAAGGUCGCACAGCACUGCACCUAGCCGUAAAAAAUGGUGAUGUUGAUAUCAUCUCCCUGCUCUUAAAAUUGAAUGCAGAUGUUGACGUUCAAGACAAAACUAAUAACACAGCUCUUCACUUGGCUGCUGAAAUGGGUAAUAUUGAUAU
Gryllus bimaculatus (two-spotted cricket) is the source of this 1613-nucleotide messenger RNA. NCBI's taxonomy places the organism in Eukaryota, Metazoa, Arthropoda, Insecta, Orthoptera, Gryllidae. The record is from the annotation of a GenBank genome assembly.